AUGCUCUAUCUGACUCGCGAUCGCUGGUUUUAUACAACGGAUCAGAAAACGAACGAAAUCAAGAAGUAUCUUCUUGGAGAAACAUUGCAAACUAUAGUCGGUGGCAAUGGAGAUGGUGCUAAUAUUAAUCAAAUCACUGACUGUUAUGGUCUUGUUAUAAAUUCAGAUGCAAGCUAUGCUUACGUUAGUGACUUAAAUAAUAAUCGCAUUUUUCGUUGCUUCCUAAAAACACUAGGUGAUGUCUUCAUCAUAGCUGGUAGAAUGGGUCUUGAUAAUGAAUUGGAUCAAUUAUCACAUCCUUGUAGUAUUCAUAUUAUUAAGAAUCAUCUCUAUGUUGCUGAUACAGGAAAUGGCCGAAUAAUGCACGUAGAACUGAACAUUUCGCAAAUUAGUAUUGUAAUAAGUGGGUCGCAGUCGAGUUUCAAUCGAUAUCAAUUGAAUCGUCCAACAUCGAUUAUCAGCGAUCAAUAUGAUAAGAAUUUUUAUAAUGCCGAUCAAGGUCUAUCUUGCAAUGGCGAUCCAAUGUUCAGUGAAUAG
Messenger RNA from Rotaria sp. Silwood2, 537 nucleotides. Lineage: Eukaryota; Metazoa; Rotifera; Eurotatoria; Philodinida; Philodinidae. The record is from the annotation of a GenBank genome assembly.